Messenger RNA from Nicotiana attenuata, 458 nucleotides. RefSeq names its product transcription factor UNE10-like. The record is from RefSeq and is a predicted model, not a curated record. NCBI's taxonomy places the organism in Eukaryota, Viridiplantae, Streptophyta, Magnoliopsida, Solanales, Solanaceae. The annotation marks the transcript as partial. Gene Ontology annotation, cellular component: nucleus. The transcript has 3 exons. Gene Ontology annotation, molecular function: protein dimerization activity.
CAAGGAGGAAGAACGUGAAACAAAAGGCUCCAACACGUUAAGACGCAGCCGAACAGCUGCUGUUCAUAAUCAGUCGGAGCGGAGACGCCGAGAUAGAAUCAACGAAAAGAUGAAAGCUCUGCAGAAGUUGGUGCCAAAUGCAAGUAAGACAGAUAAAGCAUCAAUGUUGGACGAAGUCAUAAAGUACUUAAAGCAGCUUCAAGCACAAAUUCAGUUAAUAAGCAGUGCAAGAAACAUGGAGUCUCAAAUGAUGAUGCAAUUAUCUCUAGGAAUGCAAUUACCACAUAUUCAGAUGCCUUUGCUAGCAAGAAUGGGCACGGGUGUCAAUCUUGACAUGACAUCAGGAAUGCUUAACAAUAUGACAGCUAAUUUAGCUCGAGCUGCUGCUGCUGCUGCAACAACUCCUCAUCAGUCCCUUAAUGCUCCCUUCAUUUAUCCAACCUCAAUUGCUACUUCCU